This is a messenger RNA of Phragmites australis (common reed), 480 nucleotides long. RefSeq names its product predicted GPI-anchored protein 58. NCBI's taxonomy places the organism in Eukaryota, Viridiplantae, Streptophyta, Magnoliopsida, Poales, Poaceae. The coding region runs from base 1 to 480 and encodes 159 amino acids. The record is from RefSeq and is a predicted model, not a curated record. The transcript has 2 exons.
AUGGGGCCCGACCCGGCGCUCGGAGACCACGCGGUGGCCCCGCAGAACCCCCGACGGAAGAGGAGGAGGGAGGACUCCAGGCCGGCGCCACCGAGCCCAGAGUUCAGGAUUCUGGCGGCGAAAUGGCAGUACCGAAUGCCCACAACCGCGCCGCCUGCGGGCGCCGCCGAAGGCCAGGGGCAGUCGGAGGCACCGAGGCCGGCGCCAGCCCCCGAGCCGAGUGCGCCCGAGCCGGGGCCAGCGGACACGGUGGAGGAAACAGGGCCGACGGACGCGGCGGCGGAGGUGGGGCCGGCGGACGCGGCGGCCGAGAAGGGGCCGACGGAUGCGGUGGCCGAGACGGAGACGCAGCCGCCGUCCGAGCGUUCGACGCCGUCCGAGCCUGCCCCGAGCGCUCCGAGCCCGGGGCGGAUGACCGUGCGGCAGUUUUCGGGGACCCAGAGCCAGCCGGAGGAGGCUCGCAGGGGACCCAGCGCCUAG